CUCCGCCCGCCCAGAUGUCAGAGGGCAUUUCAGACCCCCAGGGCUUGGGACACACAGCUGGGCCCAUGGCGAGACGCCCACCCCUUCCACCCCGGGCUCAGUUGCAGCUGUCCCUUGUCGGCCGAGGCCGCCACGAACCCCGCCCCUCGACUCGUGGGCUUGUCCCCGACCCCCUCCCCGUCCUGGUAGCGGCAGUAACCGCAGGUCUUGAUGUGACCUCCAAGUCUCAAUCCAAACGCCUGACUCCCGGUCGGUGGAUCUCGGCUCCUGGCCACACACCGGGUUGGGGGCAGGAGACGGGAGAGCUUCCGGUUGCGGCCGAACCCGUAGUGACUGGGGCGGCGCCCGCGGGGGCUGAUGCGCCCGCUCUCCCCAGCCACGCUGGCGGUGACUGUGGCGUGCAUGGUGCUGGCGGUGGGUGUCGGCGUGGUGGGCAUGGUGAUGGGACUGCGGAUUCGGUGCGACGAGGGCGAGUCGCUGCGGGGCCAGACCACGAGUGCCUUCCUCUUCCUCGGCGCGGGAAGAGGGUGGAGGAGACUGCCCAGAAGACCCUCACCCCAGAGGCUCCCCAGCUGCCCUCCCAGGAAACCCCGGGGACCUCUCGGGGACUCCCCAACACACUAACGACUCCCGCAGACCCGGCAGAGACCCCCUUGGAGCCCCAAACCCCAGUCCCCGGGGCCCUCCCGGCCAUCCGCCCCAGGGCCCACCUUCCUCUCCCUGCCCCGCACCCCCGUCCCCCCAGGCUUCUGCUUUCUGCUGGCAGACAUGAUCAUGCAGAGCACCGACGCCAUCAGUGGAUUCCCCGUGUGUCUGUGACUGCAGCCUGCCUGGGGCAGAAUAAAGGAACGGCUUUUUUUUUAGCGCUGCGGCUCCGCGUGCUUUUCUGCGGGUCGUGGGGACGCAGGCACGGGGUUGCAUAGAGGCUCAGGGAAGACAUAAGGACAUGAACUCAUAGGGAACGUGGAGACAGGGA
Messenger RNA from Pan troglodytes (chimpanzee), 976 nucleotides. It is a transcript of the gene CLDND2, whose product is annotated as claudin domain containing 2. The record is from RefSeq and is a predicted model, not a curated record. Bases 15 to 923 code for a protein of 302 amino acids. Gene Ontology annotation, cellular component: plasma membrane. NCBI's taxonomy places the organism in Eukaryota, Metazoa, Chordata, Mammalia, Primates, Hominidae. The transcript has 2 exons.